Monodelphis domestica (gray short-tailed opossum) is the source of this 5546-nucleotide messenger RNA. The record is from RefSeq and is a predicted model, not a curated record. Lineage: Eukaryota; Metazoa; Chordata; Mammalia; Didelphimorphia; Didelphidae.
CCCGCCUCCCGCCCCCAACGGUCUCUCCCUUCAAACGCGAAACAAGAUGGCGGCGGCGGCUUCUCUGAGGCGGCGGGGCCGGCGGAGAGGCGGGGAGGAGCUAGCUGCGGGCACUGCCACGGCGGCCUGCCCCGGGUGCCUGGCGGAGGCAGGGGUCCUGCCGCGCGGCCACUCACUGGGCCGACCUCCCCUUGCCACCGAAGCGGGGCCGGGCCCCGGGCCCGGGCCGCCCUCCGGGCCAGCCUGCUGCCCGCGCUGCGGCAGCCGCAACCGCCCCUUGGGCCGAGCCCGCCGCCGCCCCCGCUCCCGCCCCAGCGGCCUGGCCGAAGCUGAACUGUGGGAGCGGCUCCACCGCGGCCGCCGCCGCCACCGCCGCUUGGACGGGGACCCUGCUGGGUCCGGUCUGGGAGCUGAUGCUGCGGGAGCCGAGGAACAGCGGGCUGCGGUCGCCGAGGAAGACUUUAUAUUCAGAGCACCAAUCAAACUAAGUAAACCAGGGGAACUUCGAGAAGAGUAUGAAAGCCUUAGAAAGUUGAAGGAAGAAAAGUUAGAAGAGGAGAAAACCUCUGAGGAUCUGAUCCACAAACUCUUACUGGAGGAUAUUGAAGCAGGGAAAAGGAGAAUGGAAGAAGUGCAGAAAAAAGAUGAGCCAUUAGUACUCUGUCCCGAGCGCCUCUCAGAUUCUGAAAAUGAAGAACCUUCCCAGGGCAAGAUGACACAUCGUUCGGCGUUUGUUUCCAAGAGCAGCGUUUACUCCUUAGCUUUCCUGACAGGGUGCUCCUCAGUCCAGUGGUAUGGCCUUCUUUGCUGUUCCAUAAGCAUCUCUUGGCUCAGGGAAUUUUCCCUGGUUGUCUCAUAUGGCUGGAAUCCUCUCUCCCCUCAUUUCUACUCAUUGGUUUCCCCUGGCUUCCUAAACCUGAAUUCCAGAGUGGAGAGAAGCCAGAGUUGUAAUGACACAGCCCAGGACAGAGCAAAAAGCAGAAUUCGAUCAGUUCCCACCAAUAAAGCAAAGGUCACAGCAGUGACUCCAGCCUCCAACCCCAUUGUUGGUGUUCUCUUGUCAACCCAAAACAACCGCUGCUUCUCAGCCCCUGAUUUGACUGUGGAAAAACGACUACCAUUCAGCUCUCUCUCAUCUCUGUCCUCCUUGCAUAAGCCAGAGCGAUCUAUUAGUCCUGAAAGUAAUGAUAGCAUCUCAGAAGAACUGAAUCAUUUCAAGCCCAUUGUCUGCUCACCAUGUACCCCUCCUAAGAGACUCCCUGAUGGCAGAGUACUCAGCCCAUUGAUCAUAAAAUCAACACCCAGGAAUUUGACCAGAACCUUACAGAAGCAGACCUCUUAUGAAGCUAGUCCACGGAUCCUUAAGAAGUGGGAACAGAUCUUCCAGGAAAGACAGAUCAAAAAGACCCUUUCAAAAGCUACCCUCACUUCCAUGCCUUCUGAAACAGGGGAAGACUUCCUAAUUCCUGAAGUUGUCCAUUCCAGCAAAGAGCAGCCAGGGCUGGCUUUACAUGUGAGACUCUUCAGUGAGCAAGUAAGCUCAGAUCAUCCUACACUUAUCAUCCCAGAGCCUGAUUAUUUUCCCUCGGUUAGUCAAGCAAAGGUAGAAAGGAGAAUUGGUAGGAAGAGCAGUGCCAAAAUCCUGUUGGAAACUGACUAUUCCUUGGAAUCCAAAGGGAGAGCAAAUGGAGCCAUUUUGGAUAGUCAGGGGUUUGAGGGAUCUGAGACAAGCACAGACUCUGAUCUAGACAAAUCAUGGAUAAGCACUGAUGUGAAAUUCACGACAAGGAAAAUUAUGGCUAUUAAUCCAGCACUGCCUGAGAACAACACACUUGGUGUGGUUCUCAAAACCACAAAAAAGCAGCUGAAGACACUGAAUCAUUUUGAGUUGCCUAAUGGCAACUGUGACAUGGUAGAAACUAUCAGUGAUGCGCCACUUCCUCCCUUACGCCGUGGCCGGAAAAGGCACUGUAAGACCAAGCACUUAGAGCAAAAUGGCUCCUUUAAGAAACUAAGACAAAAUGUAGGGGAGGUGGGCCUGACCCCCGGGGACCCAGUGUUUCAAGAGAUGGAGCAGAAGCUUCAGCAGGAAGAGGAAGAUCGGCAGCUGGCCCUUCAGCUCCAGCACAUGUUUGACAAUGAGAGUAGGAUAGUGAGCAGGCGAAAAGGAGGUACUGACCAAUAUCUCCUACGUUCCAACAGCACUACUGGUGCCAAGUAGCACUUAGGAAUGAUGUUGCCUUUUCCCUAGAGGCCAGUAGAUUCGAUCAGAGAUCCUCCAGUCCACUUUUCAGUUAGAUUGAAUAAUGAGGACACUUUUUAAUUAUGGAUCUGAGCCUGGGCCUUAUACUCACUGUCCAAGGGAUCCCUUAUCCCUGCCCCUCUUCCAUGAUCAAGUCCUUUCAAGUAGGAAGCCCUCCGUACUGCAAACAGUCUGGAGAGUGUUUGGGGCCAAAGCUGGCAGGGCCAGGUUGGCCUGAGCCUUGGGCUGGCCAUUUUCAGGAGCUUGUGGCCAGAGUUUGCAAUUCCUCCUCCCCCUCUCCACACCCUGCCCCCUCCCUCUACCACCCCCAGCUACACACACAUACACCCAAACACACACACACACACACACACACACACACACACACACACACACACAAUGGACUAGCUUUAUCAGAAUUGUAGACUAGAAUACCUGACCUCUUUUAUCUUUCAUCCUGGCUUUGUUUAAAUCAGCCUUGCAGAUAGGAUGAAUAUUGUUCUGAGCAGUUAAUUGAUAAUUUAUUCUUCUUUGACCCUAAAAUUCAUAAUUUGAAAUUUCCUUCCUUCCUAGAUCUCCUUCCCUUCCCCAUCCCAAAAUGUAUGUCUUUCUAAUUGUGUUGGCUCUAACUAAUUAUAAAAUACCAAUAGCAAACAUUUUUUUAAGCACUACUAUAUAUAGAACACAGUCUUUUGGCUAGGGAAGAUGCAGAGUUUAGAUAGAUGAUCCAAAUCCCUCAAGGACCUUAUAAUCAUGUAGGACUGGAAAAAAUGAAUUUGUAGUCCCGUUACACAUACAGCUUGUAAUUUCAGAGUAAUCAAGGGAGCAGCAAAGGCUAGUUAAGAAUCAUUCAUAACAUUAAGAGUGAAGAGCCUCACAGCUUUCCCAACUUACAGUUCUUCCUGUCUGUGAGAUGAGAGCCAUUCUCAGUGACACCAUGGCAUUUGAUUCUCUGCAAGGUUGAUUUAACUUAGACUUUCAAAUAAGAUUACUCAGUCAAAAUCAGAUAAUGAUAUUUGAGUACCCAUUGUACACUGUUGCAAUGAAGUUGUAACCAAGAAUUCUGAUAUCUGUGACUCUUUAGGGGUUCAUUUUUCUCUGAAGCUCUGUACUACAUCUUUUCUGUCAUAGUAGCUGGUGCUUUUCCCCUUCAAGACUCACCCUAGCUUAAAGAUUGGUGUUUACUUUCAGGUCAUUUCUUUGUUUUUCCCUAUAUACAUACAAAGUGUGACUUUUAAGUAACGCACCUGAUGUUUAUAAAUUAAUAUAUGUCCAGACAAGUCUUUAUCUUCAUCAAAAUAGCUCCCUUGGGUUACUGGUGGUGUUCAGUAUUUUCUGGAAUUCUUUUUGGAAAUUGCCUUCAGAAUCUAUAGCAGAUUUUUUUUCUCUCUCUCUCUGUUCUCAUGGUUGCCAUAUCUUCAUUCUUUGAGGUAGAUUUGAUCUUUGGUUAGAGUUAAAGGUUACAAGCAGCCAAAUCUGAUAAAUAAGGUAGUGGUCAAGUUGAAUAAUCACAUGUUCAGGUUAUAUGAAGUAUUACUAGGAAGGAAUGAGAAUGAUGCUUUUGAAUGGCUUGAAAAUCAGCUCUAAAGGCCUCAAGAGUUGUAGCAAUCUCAUUGGAAUAAAUGUAUAGUCUUCCAAAGGGUCUAGAUUGAAGGACAUUAUUAUUUGGAUGACUAAAUUCUAGUAGAGUAGUUUUUAAAAAAAUCAGUUUUAUUACUUUAUGGUCAUGCUUUGUAUGAUCUAGGUCCAACUUCUUACUGGUGAUGUGUUGCCUUUUUAAAGAAUACUUGAGUCACAAUGUCCAUGUUGAAAUAAUUGGAAGUGGUCUAGAAAGGACAGAAAAGUUGGCCCUUCUAUCUUUUCCUUAUCCCCCACCCCAAAUACAUACAUAUAUUUAGAAAAAGCCAUCAGUUACUGCCAUUAGUAUACUUCCACUCUGCCAUUUGUAAGUAUUAAUGGAAGGUUAACUCUGUUGGUAGCAGCAAAGACACACAUAUUUUUCCGUUUUAUCACUAUAUCUCCAAGAAUCUGAAAACAUUUUUCAGUUGGGACUCACUUUUGUUUAAAAAAAGGAGAAAAAAACUAAAAAGAUAAAAAGAAUAUUUUUAAUAGAUAAAGCUAUAUAUUUUCAAUAUUUCCUUGAAUUGACACUUUCAUUUUGAGAAAUCUCAUAGCAAUGACAACAGAUGAUAGUUUUGGCAAUAGCGAGCAAAGUAUUUCCUGUUAAGCCAAUGCCUCGGGCCCUGGUGUGGUCUCCCAGUCUGGUACUUAGAAUGGUUUGGGAAACAAACUGCUGAGGAGAGUUCCCCACAUGGAAGUAGAGUGAUUGCACUUGAGCAGAUUAUAUUCCCUUUACGGAGGGGAGAAUCUGGGAAGAAUACAACAACCAGAGACCCUGUCUGUAUUGUCUGUAUUUUACAUUGCUCUCUACCUUUUAAAACAAUUCCUUGGAAGCUGAAGCUUGAACUGUUUCCUUUCUGAAACUUGCCCCUCAUUCACUUGACUGGUUUAUUGUGAAUUUACUUCAAAAUUGAGUUGCUGGCCCGAACUCUCUUUUAAGAAAAUGAAAAGCAAACAAAACAGAAGAUGGGGAACUUUGUGAACCAGAAAUGAAAAAAGUACACUUCAACAAGAAUCUGUUUUUCACAGAUAAGCAGAGUUCAACUCAUCAUGCAAGUUUCUCUCUUCCAAUAACUCUACUCCUGAUUGGGGGUUAAGGAAUGGUUUUGAUUAGAAGUCCAGAAAAUGUGAGACUUGCAAAAGGUGCCUCACUGGCCAAAGCUGGGAAGAUACUUGGGGAGAGUGCCCAUGACCUGUUGAUUGUAUAUGUUGGAAGAAGUCAUUUAGGGCCCUGUUGGGCUGUCACUGAAUCAGGCAAUUAUGUGUUCUGUCACUGGCUUGUUCUGUGAUCCCUCCAUUUUUUUCUUUUCCCUAAGCCAGGCAAACAGACCUUUGAGAAGCAGCUUGAUUUUCCUCAGACCCUGAGAAGAAGCAUUCCUGAUAAUGCCAUCUCCAGACAUAUGUUAAUUGGACUUUAAGAAAAGAUGCCCUCUUUGAUUAUAGCUGCUUAAUUGUUGUCUAAUUGAAUCCCAAUGACUAAGACAGCCAACAUUUUGCCUGGGUGACAAAGUGAUGACUGAAGAUUAUACUCUUCAGCUUUUGAAUGUAUUUGUGACCAGAGGGUUUGUGGAUCAUCUUAGGGGAAAGCAUUCUUUCAUAGGAGUGAUCCUGAAUGAGUCAGUUAAGGACAUCAUAUGGCGCUUUGCACAUAGUAGGUGCGCAAUAAAUAUUUGCUUUGAUUUUA